CAGCUCUGCCCAUCAGCAGUGGCUGUGGAGAUGGCAUUGCAGUUCGAAGCCUUCUGUGCAGAGGGCCUGGCCCCAGGCUGGAGCCUGCUGGUGCAAGGGCAAACGGACUCUGGAGAGGACAAGUUUGAGAUCAACUUCCUGUCCGAGACGGGGGACAUUGCCUUCCACGUCAAGCCCCGCUUCACCAGCGCCACCAUGGUGGGCAACGCCUUCCAGGGCGGCCGCUGGGGCCAGGAGGAGGUGUCCAGCGUCUUCCCGCUGGUGCUGGGGGAGCCCUUUGAGAUGGAGGUCAGCUCAGACGCUCAGCACUUCCACGUCCACGCCCAGGAGCGCACAGUGCUGCAGUUCGCCCACCGCCACAGGCCGCUGGCGGCCAUCACCCGGGUGCAGGUGCUGAGUGACCAGCGCCUGGCCCAGGUGCAGCUCGUCAGGAGGGGCCUGGGCUGGGGGUGACACUCCUACCCCACCCCUCCCUGCUGCAGGGCCAUCAGUGUGCAUCCUUACCCUGGGACCCCAGCAGCCUGGAGGGGCUCUCGGCUUUGUCCUCCCCCUGCCCCCUGUAUGGGCAGGGGCCGGGGCUGAGCCGAGCGGAGCCGGGUCUGGCAGCUGGCUGGGCUGGGGGUUACUGAGCCACGUCCCAGGAGCGGGCCUCGGCCACCAGCCAUCCCCUAUGCCCCGGGGCCAUGGGGAGUGGUGCAUGGCUCUGGGGACCCCUCUCCAGCUCCACAUUCAAUAAAGUCUGAGCAGAG
Artibeus jamaicensis (Jamaican fruit-eating bat) is the source of this 749-nucleotide messenger RNA. It is a transcript of the gene GRIFIN, whose product is annotated as galectin-related inter-fiber protein. The coding region runs from base 31 to 453 and encodes 140 amino acids. NCBI's taxonomy places the organism in Eukaryota, Metazoa, Chordata, Mammalia, Chiroptera, Phyllostomidae. Gene Ontology annotation, molecular function: carbohydrate binding. The record is from RefSeq and is a predicted model, not a curated record. The transcript is spliced from 4 exons.